Molecule: messenger RNA, 6233 nt
Organism: Oreochromis niloticus (Nile tilapia)
Lineage: Eukaryota; Metazoa; Chordata; Actinopteri; Cichliformes; Cichlidae
Product: rap1 GTPase-GDP dissociation stimulator 1
Exons: 14
Coding region: 246-1928 (560 amino acids)
Biological process (GO): positive regulation of GTPase activity
Molecular function (GO): guanyl-nucleotide exchange factor activity; protein binding
Source: RefSeq, a predicted model, not a curated record
AACGCACGCGCAGUGGGAGCAGAGAAGGGCAGAGUGGAGCGAGGAAAACGAAAAGGAGAGUUAGGUAAUAGGAUUAGUGGAGUAAGAGCAAGGACAAGGAAGCAGGCAGAGUGAGCGGGAUACACCUGACUGAAGGGAGGGCGGCUUCUCUGCUAGCUGCACACAGACACACACAGACACACACUCACAGUGCUAGCAAGCAGGCGAAGGCAGUUAGCCAGCCAGCAGAGAGCCUGCCAGCAGCCAUGACAGACACUGACUCUCUAAGUGAGGCGUUAAAAGCUAUUAGUGUGAGUACAGAGCUGAUUGAAGAAGAGCUCAAGCCUCAUUUGGAUAAAGUGCUGGCUGCGCUGCUAGAAAAGAAGAAAGAUGCUGCUAUCGACGUUGCCAAAAGUGGGAUUCUACCCAUACUGGCUCAGGCCUUACAGAGAAAAAGCAGUCUGAGCUGCCAGGUGGCUUUGGUGGUGGCAGAGAUGGCCCGAGAAGCUGCAGUGAGGGAGCCAUGCAUCGAGGCAGGCCUGGUUAAGGUGUUGGUUCCCCAUCUGAACAGCAAUAACCAAGAACUGCUGCUGAACUCUGGCAGGGCCAUUGGGCGCAUCUGCUUUGACAACUCAUACCAGCAGGACCAGUUAGUCCAGAGUGGUGUAAUCCCCAGACUCGUUUCCAUAAUGAGGGAGUAUCCUGACAAUGAUCCACUGGUCAAUGUCUGUCUGCUGGCCUUGUGUAACCUGGCAGACAUGGACUCUGCAAGGGAGGCGCUGGCACAGCUGAAUGUUGCAGAUGUACUGAUAUUUCAGCUGAAACAGGCCCCUGAUGCUGAACGCCGACAUGUCAUUUUGGAAAUACUGGGCUCUCUGGGAGAGAGUGAUACUCUGAAACUACAAUUUGCAGAGUUGGGAGUCCCAGAAGCUUUAUCCGAGAUGAUUCGCAGUCUGCAGGGAGGGUCUGACCCACAUGACCUCUGCAGCAUCAAGAUUGCCUCCAACCUAAUGGUGUCCCUGCUUUUAGGGGAUGAGUCCAUGCAGAAGUGUUUUGGUGAAGGAUCAGGUCUGGUGUACCAGGAUGUUCUGUCAUGGCUCCAGAGCUCCAACACCCAGCUGCAGCUAUCGGGAGCACUUGCCAUUGCCAACUUCGCCAGGAAUGACAGUAACUGUGUAAAGAUGCUGGACCUCGGGGUGGUUCCUCACAUCCUGACAUUGUUGGAGCAGCACGUAGAUGAAGGAGACGUAUCUGUUCAACAUGCUGGACUAAGCGCACUCAGAAACCUUGCCAUUCCUGCCACCAACAAAGUGCGAAUGCUGGAGGACGGGGUAACUGACAGAAUAAAGACACUGCUGCGCUCUGACAUGCCCCCAGUUCAGUUCAAACUGCUGGGUACUCUGCGUAUGAUGGUGGACGGACAUGAGGAAGCUGCGUUAGUGCUGGGAAGAGAUGCUGACCUCCUCGAUCGGAUCAUGGAGUGGUGCGAAGCCAAAGAUCAUGCAGGAGUCAGAGGAGAAGCCAGUCGCCUCUUGGCUGCUCUCAUCAGACAUAGUCAGAACUCAGAAGUUGUCCGUGAAGUAGCCAGAGCCAAUGGAAUUCGGCAUCUUAUUUCUAUGGCAUCAAGUGAACAUGUCAUCAUGCAGAAUGAAGCCCUGGUUGCCCUGGCAAUUGCAAGUGCCAUUGACAUUGAGUCUAUGAAGGAUCCAUUUCGGGAGGCUGACCUAUUGCCCAUGCUGAAGAAGAUGUUGGAGGAUCCUGUGGGAGCGGUCGAGGUCAAGUUCAGUGCUUUAGGUCUCAUUUGCAGCCUGGCUAACUCCAGUGUCAUGAAGGAGGAGUUGAACUCUGUGAAUAUGAAGGAAAGCAUCAGUAAACUCACAGGUCAUAGCAGCAGUAAACUUGCCUCACAGGCCAGCUCCAUACUGACCAUCCUCAGUGACACCAGCUAAACCAGCAUCCUGCAGCAACAGGGGAUCCCAUCAGCUGUAUGGAUUUAUCGAGCUUAUUCAGUGGCAUACUUAAAUGACAGAUAUUUUACUGCACAGACAUUGCAAAGUAUUGAACUGGCUUCUUGUCACCUGUUCUGUAAAAAUUAAGGGCCCUUUUUAGUCCCCGUGUGUGCAUGUGUGGCAUGCAACAGAUUAUAGGAUUAUUUGAGUUACGCGUUUGAUUUGCUCCUUUGUUAAAAAGAAGAAACAUUGUCUUUACACUGCACAAUUCAGACAUCAUCUAAGCUCAUUUAUUUAGGUUUUCCUUUGAGUAGUAAUGAGACUGCCUAAGAGUCUUAUCAGCACAGCCUCGGGUAUAUUUGCAGCAUGUUCUGCUGCACAUUUAUGAAUCAGAUGAUGCAAUGAGUAUACAUAUAGGGCUCAAAGGUAACGACUAAAUGAAUAGCCACAAUAUAUCCAGUCUCAGGCAGUCAUGUAUCAUGACUAGCAAUAUUGUAGACAUUUCAUAAAGAUAGCAAAAGGAAAGGGUAAGAGGGCAGGUAAAGUUAACUGGAGAACACACGUUAGGUGUACCAAGUUUUACAGUACUCUGGACCAAAGAGGGUGGAUGGAGAAAUUUACUAGAGCCAGUGAUGGAGGCACAUGUGCACAUACAAAAGUUACAAAUAAAACCUCAGUGCUAAUAUCUGUAACUUCAGUAGCAGGUCAUUGGCAAAGAUGUUAUUAUAAUAUAUGUUAGUAUUAUAUAAAUUGUUAUUUAAUAUUACUGAAUAUGAGCAUCACAGUGGUGCAGUGGAAGCUCUUUGUGUGUCGCGUUACAGAAGGUGGUUCCAGGCUUCUAAUCUAAUCCAAGUGCUGCACAGGAAGUAGGAUGUCAAUAAACAAUACAAAUAAUUUAAGAACAAUUGGGGGGAGUUGGAGUACACCCUGGACCCCAGCCUGACACAGGGAUAAGUAAUAAUGUAGAAAUGAUCAUAUUAAAAUAUGAAAGUAGAAAUGGACUGGCAAAAAUGAGACAAUAAACUGGAACUAGUCUGAAGCUGAGAAAGCUGAUGGGAAGAGGAAUGUCUUCAGUUGGGUGAACAAAAACCAAGUAUGUAUAAUUCUCAAAACUGAUGUUCUACUUACAAGAAAAAGAUGAACAGAUGAGACAUGUAGUAGGCUUUAAGCUGUCAACAGUGUUGGUUAGGGCAGGAAGUGAAACAUGCCCAGAGUGAGUAAAUACACCAGUGAAGGGUUAAGAGCUGAAUUCAUUAUACUGGAGAGGACUGUGCUGUAUUUGACUGAGUAUAAAUCAAGUCAGAAAGUGUUUGUGUUAUUGAGGCCUUGAUAGCCUCCUGAUGUUUGUUAAAAUUUCAUAAGACUCUUUGAGCUCUCCUGCACUGAGUGCCCUUAAUUUAAGGCGGUAUGACCUCAAAGGACAGCAGUGCAGACAGGGUUAAAAGAAUGUAGAGAUGGAGCUUGACAGUUCAGCACAUAUUCUGCAAAUGGGUGAAGCCAACUGAUCAACAGUGUUCAAUUUGAUUAGGCCAGAGAGUGCAGCAUCGUCGUGACUCUUACUUGAUUUUUAACAUUGAUUUAAAAAUUGAUUGCACGUGGUGAGAAAGUAGCAUCCUCAGCAUUGAAUAUACACACAGAUUUGACAAGUAAAAGAACCGAAUCAUGUGUCUCGGCUCAUAUGACCUACGCAUGAGCUGGUGAGCAGAAGGGGAACAAUCAUGGAUAUUAAAAUCACCAAGAAUGAAAAUAUUACAUUUAGGCACAAAUUCAGUUACAAAGCAAAGAAAACCUUUGCUGGGCUCCUCUAGAGGCUUCUGAACAGGAAAUGGUAAUUCCUGAACAGCUUGACCAGCCAGCUUUGCCACCUUACAAGUUAACUAGUGCCAAGUAUGGAGAGUGAGAAUCAUGCUGUUAGAUAACUGCCACUUCUAAUUUGGCCACAGGUGAGUGUGCGUAGUUGUCUGUCUCUGUGUGUUAGCCCUGCGAUAGACUGGCGACCUGUUGAGGGUCUACCCCGCUUCUCAACAUAUAUGGGAUAGGCUCUAAAUUGGAUAAGCAUUAGAAAAUGGAUGGAUAGGAUGUUAUUGAAUAUGCAGCCAGAAUAGUUUACCAAACAAAUUGACGUUUUUCUCAAUAUCCCAAAGGUAAAGAGGUAAAGAAGUGACGUGUGCUCUUCCUAAGUGUUUGGAUCACUGAUUAAAAGAAAGUUUGACUAUAUCAAGGAACUUUUUUUUGCCAUGCCAGUGAUAUGAAGUGUGAUGAUUCUGCAGCAAUAUUGUUUGACCUAAAGUAGUUUUAUUUUAAUUACUCCAGCAACAAAACUAACUACUGGAUAAGAUUGUGAUAUACAAGUGAAUGUACAAUGCUCUGGUUUGUCUGUAUUGUGGCAGCUGAGGUGAUGUUUCUGAUAAUUAUUUUCUGAUAGGUUGAGCCUGUUUAAGAUGACUCAGAUUAUGUUUUAUAAUAAGCCUAUCAGCUACUAUCAAACCAGGUUGUCAGGUCUGUAAAUCACCAGUGAUAUUCUGAUGAGUGGACUCAAACAUUAAAAGGGUGUUCAUAAACAAUAAAUUGGCUUUAUGGCAUAUACUCUUCCAGUAAGAACUGCAACAGAUGUAAAUGAUGAACAUACAAAUAACAACAACAAAGGAAGAAUCUGAUAACUUAGCCUCUGGGUAUGAGGUGUGUGUGGUUCUAAAAGAUCACAUUUAUCUACUCAAUACAGUUUUAUUUAUAUAGCACCAACUGAGAGUUGCCUCAAGGCGCUUUAUAUUGUAAGUUAAAGACCCAGAUGAACAUGUCUUGAUGCAUGUUCAAUCAUCGAGGUAAGGAUAGUCGAUUCUGCCCAUCUGGACGUAGCAUUUUUUUUUAGUGGGAGAAACAUUUCCUGACUCAUCCGAGUGACUUCCACAGUCUCAGCUGACUGCAGGUUUCCCCAAUCUUAUAAACAGGACAUUUGCAUAAUGACUGAAACCAGCCCACUGAAGGAACAAUGGGCUGGGAGGUCAGUUUCUUGAUCAUUGAUGUACAAAUUGUCAUGACCAUUGAUCAACAACCACUGAUUGAAAACCAUGAGUCCCAUUCACAGAGAGUUGGGGAAUAUCUGCAAUCACAGCAUUGUAAGAUGGUAAAAGAUGUCUGAGAAGGUUCUCAGGUCAUCGUAGUCUAAUGAGCUUUGAAAGAAAAGCAUCUGGACUUAUUUAACUUUCUUAAGACAAAGUCCAGAUGCUUUUCUUUCCAAGCUCCUUAUAGUGAUAGAUGUACCCUUAGGCCGCCUCCUCGAUUCAGAGAUGGUCUUUCCCUUUUCACAUGAAUGUCCUCCUUGAUUCCUCCCUGUCCACUUUCCAGUAUUCAUGGUCUUUGAUGACCAUGGCAAAACUGCACCAAGACAUUUAAUGUUGGUUUUUACUUGAAUUUGUCGCUGUUUUGUUUGUGUCAUGUCACAAUGCUGGCUGAAGCACUUAACAUAUUUAGCAUUGCAGUCGUGUUGUGUGACUUAUAGAAAAGCUAUACAAUUAAAGACUUCCUAGUGGUCAUGUCAUGUUUUUGUAACUAGAAAAAUGAGAAUAAAAAAGUAAUGUGAUGUGAAUGUAGCAUGGGAACGUUCUAUCAGCAACACAGCUCUAGUAUUGUCUGCCAAUGCUAAUACCACUCAGUGUUACAAAAACAUUUAUAUAUAGUUAAUAAAAAUCCAGAUUAUUUUAUUUCAAAUGGAUGCAUUUGUAGAAUAAAAAUAAACUAUACAUUUCUUGACAGUGCCACUGUUAUGUGUUAUUGUAGGGUCAACCUUACAAUAUAACGUGUCUUGAGGCGACUGUUGUUGUGAUUUCGCGCUGUCUACAUGAAUUUACUCUCAUCCUCAUGUUUUGAAUUUUACAGAUUACUCAACAGACAAAUGGGGCUCAAGCAUAACAGCAAUAUCCAUACCUACACUUCAUUUUAAAGGAAGCACAAUGUGAAGAAGGUACUCGUUACACUGCACUUUUUAACAUUUGUAUAUAAACUAAACAAUCAUUCUAAUGUAGUAGCAAUACUUCUUCAGUGUGCAUCUGUAGCUGGAUCAUUUUGGGAAAGUGGUUAGCAUGUGUGUUCUGUACAACAUAAAGUGAAUAAUGAGCUGAUGGGCGUGAAGCACACUUUUGCUGUGAUGUUUAAUGUAAUAUUUGUGUGAACGUAUGUUCUGGCUAUAACUACAUUUCACUCAACAUUCGUGAACAGAUCUGUAUUUUUAGGGAGGGCAUUUUUUUUGGCCUUUUAGAAGCUUUGUUCUAGAGUGAAAACAAUAAAGUUAUACAGUGUCUUCCUCUG